UCAUAUAUAAACCCUCCGCUUCUCCUCUCUACAACCCUCCGUCAUCUUCACUCUGCAAAUUAAACCUCAAAUUCCGCCGCCAACAACAAUGGAGCAGACUUUCAUCAUGAUCAAGCCUGACGGUGUCCAAAGAGGCCUCGUUGGUGAGAUCCUUGGCAGAUUUGAGAAGAAAGGUUUCACUUUGAAAGGUCUUAAGCUAAUCACGGUGGAUCGUGCUUUUGCCGAGAGCCACUAUGCUGAUUUGUCAGCAAAGCCCUUCUUCAACGGGCUAGUGGAGUACAUUAUCUCCGGCCCAGUUGUUGCCAUGGUGUGGGAGGGUAAGAAUGUUGUUACUACCGGUAGAAAGCUUAUCGGAGCAACCAACCCUGCUGAGUCAGCACCUGGUACCAUCCGUGGUGAUUUUGCCAUUGACAUUGGCAGGAAUGUGAUUCACGGAAGUGAUGCAGUGGAGAGUGCGAGGAAGGAGAUAGCUCUUUGGUUCCCAGAUGGAAUUGCAGAAUGGAGAAGCAGCCUCACCCCAUGGAUCUACGAGUGAAUUUUCGCCUCUACUUAUAUAUUUAAGUUUUGACUAUUUGGUAUUUUGAGUGUUUUCAGAACAAACCUUUGGGAUUUUGGAUUAUAUUUCGGAGUUUAUUUAACGUUUCCAUUGGCUAAAACACACCCUAAUAUUCAUGAUUGUUCUUGAACAAAUUUGUGUUUCAUUCUUGCA
Erythranthe guttata (spotted monkey flower) is the source of this 709-nucleotide messenger RNA. The record is from RefSeq and is a predicted model, not a curated record. NCBI's taxonomy places the organism in Eukaryota, Viridiplantae, Streptophyta, Magnoliopsida, Lamiales, Phrymaceae.